CACAGUCCAAAAUCCGAUCAAGUGGAAAAAGAAAGAAAGAAACACCUCACAACUUUCUCUCCCCCAACAUUUAUUUUGCGUGAGAUUCUCUCUAUCCAAAUGCAGCAUACCAUAUGUCGUAACCUCACGCGCCGCCCCGUUUAAAAACCCAAAACACAAAACAAACCCCUCUACUCUAUGCGAGCGUGACCCCCACGCGCCGCACCGUUCAAAACACAAUGGGUGGUUGCGCAGCGUCGAAGCUCGACAACGAGGACACCGUCCGCCGCUGCAAAGAUCGCCGCCGUCUGAUGACGGAAUCCGUCCGCUCGCGCCACCAUCUCGCCGCCGCUCACGCCGAUUACUGCAGAUCGUUGCGCCUCACCGGAUCCGCUCUCUCCUCCUUCGCCGCAGGGGAGCCUCUCUCCGUCUCCGAUCAAACUCCCGCCGUGUUCCUCCACACUCCACGCGUCCCGCCGUCGCCUGCCCCUUCCUCCGUCUACACUCCUCCUCCGCCGCCGCCGCCGCAGGCUCCUCCUUCUGUCGCGAGCUCAAAGCUGCCUCCUCCGAUCGUAACGGCUCCGUCGAAUCGGAGACGGAAGCAGCAGAAUCAGCCUAAGCUUCCGCAUAUACUGUCGAGUCCUUCGUCGAGUGAGAGAUCUAAUUUCAUGCCGACGAGUAGUUUCUACCCGACGGCUUACCAGAACUCGACUUACUCGGCGACUCCUUCUCAAGCUUCGUCCGUGUGGAACUGGGAGAAUUUCUACCCUCCUUCCCCUCCCGAUUCCGAGUUUUUUAACCGUAAAUCUCAUGAGAGACAGCACGAUAACCGGUUUACCGAUCAACAAGAGUCGCAACAUAACCGGUUUAGCGAUCAACAAGAGUUACAUAAUCGGUUUAGCGAUCAAGAUAGGCAACAUAAUCGGUUUAGCGAUCAAGAGAGGCAACGUAAUCGGUUUAGUGAUCAAGAGAGGCAACAUAACCGGUUUAGCGAUACGGAAACAGAGAGAUCUGAGCAUGAGUGGAAGGAGAAGCAGUUUGAUAGGGAGACAGAGAGAUCGGAGCGUAGUUUCUCCUCCAACUCGAGGAAGCAGAAGAAGCAGUUUGAGACCACGGUGGAGGAGGAAGCUGAGAGAGAGGAAGUUCAGUGUAGUGAAUGGGAGGAUCAUGACCAUUACAGCAUGACGAGCUCAUCAGAAGCAGCUGAGGAGGUUGAGGAGGAGGAGGAAGAGGAGGAUGAUAGAGAGUCAAUCUCUGAGAUAGGGACACGUUCUGACUUUGGUUCUUCUGUGAAGACUAGUUGGCAGCACGCACCAAUGCAGCAGGAGUAUAGAGGUGGAGAAGAGAAGUAUAGGAAAGGAGAUGACGCGACGUCUUCAAGGAGUUACAGAGAUGUCUCUGACAUGAAGAUGGUGGUGAGACAUAGAGAUUUGAAGGAGAUUGUUGAUGCCAUCAAGGAGAAUUUCGAUAAAGCGGCUGAGGCAGGAGAGCAAGUGUCUCAGAUGCUUAAUCUUGGCAAGGCUCAGCUUGACCGCAGUUUCAGCCACUUAAAGAAAACGGUGAUUCAUUCGAGUAGUGUAUUGAGCAACCUGAGCUCAACUUGGACCUCUAAGCCGCCAUUGGAAGUCAAGUACAGGCUUGACACAACCUCACUUGAACAACCGGGAGGUUCCAAGAGUCUUUGUUCAAGUCUUGACCGUCUCUUGGCAUGGGAAAAGAAACUCUAUGAGGAAGUCAAGGCUAGAGAAGGGUUUAAGAUUGAACACCAAAAGAAGUUGUCGAAACUUCAAAGUCAAGAGUACAAGGGAGAUAAUGAGACUAAGCUAGACAAGACUAAGGGGUCUAUAACUAGGUUACAGUCUCUUAUAAUCGUUACUUCCCAGGCUGUUAGCACAACAUCUACUGCCAUUGUCCGUCUUCGAGAUACUGAUCUUGUCCCGCAGCUCGUUGAACUUUGUCACGGAUUCAUGUACAUGUGGAAAGCAAUGCAUCAGUUCCACGAGAUUCAGAACAACAUCGUGCAGCAAGUUCAGGGGCUCAUUAACAGGUCAGGCAAAGGGGAAUCAACAUCUGAACUACACCGACAAGCAACACGUGACUUGGAAACAGCCGUGUCUCUGUGGCACUCCAGUUUCUGUCGGCUGAUUAAAUUCCAACGGGAGUUCAUACGUUCGGUUCAAGCCUGGUUCAAGCUAACCCUCCUCCCAAUUUGCCACGACGAGAACCCCGGUCACAAAGAGCCAGUAGAUGCCUACACAUUUUGCGAUGAGUGGAAGCUUACUCUAGACCGAGUCCCGGACACAGUGGCGUCAGAAGCAAUCAAGAGCUUCAUCAACGUUGUCCACGUAAUAUCCGCGAAACAAUCAGAGGAGCUGAAGAUAAAGAAACGUACCGAAUCAGCAUCAAAGGAGCUUGAGAAGAAGGCUUCAUCGCUUAGGAACAUAGAAAGGAAAUACUACCAGUCAUACUCCACGGUAGGGUUUGGUCUCCCGGAUUCAGGACCAGACAACGGGCACGUGUUAGACGCUCGUGACCCCCUCACGGAGAAGAAGUUAGAGCUAGGAGCAUGUCAGAGAAGAGUGGAGGAAGAGAUGCUGAAACAUUCAAAGGCAAUAGAAGUGACAAGAGCCAUGACUUUGAAUAAUUUGCAGACGGGUUUGCCUGGUGUCUUCCAAGCUUUGACCAGUUUCUCUGCUCUGUUCACGGAGUCCUUACAAACGGUAUGCACUCGCUCAUACUCCAUCAAAUAGCAACACUAUAUUAUUACUAUAUAGUUGAAGAAAAUACAAAUACUAUAUAGUUAAAAGAUUUUGAUGAGGUAAGAGGGCUACAGAGCUGGAAGUUUCAUAUGGUUAUGUCUUAUUAUUUCGGGCUGGUUGUUUGGAUAAUCUUUUAUUUCUGAAAAGAAAAUGUAUAUAUUAUGGAGUCUUCAGUAUUUCUUAAAAAAAUUCUAGAAUUUGGGCUUUUUGAUUUCUAUGUAUGAAAUGUGGUGUUUUUGUUUGUUCAUGUAAUUCUCAGCUACAUGUACUAAAGAAAUUCCAGGACAUGAAUAAAGAAUGUUCUCUUGCUUGUUCAUUAUAUAGUCGUGUGAUCUGUAAGUAAUAAUCUAGGUCUUGCCUCGAAAUGUCCCUUUUUGGUGUGCAUGAAACUGGUGGGUGUUGACGUGUUGUAAAU
Molecule: messenger RNA, 3153 nt
Organism: Eruca vesicaria subsp. sativa (arugula)
Lineage: Eukaryota; Viridiplantae; Streptophyta; Magnoliopsida; Brassicales; Brassicaceae
Source: the annotation of a GenBank genome assembly